CUCGUCCCCUUCGGGGUGACAUACGAAAAAUUUGGAACGAUACAGAGAAGAUUAGCAUGGCCCCUGCACAAGGAUGACACGCUUUUCCGGAGUGGUAGACCUACGGGUCUCAAUAUUUAUGCACUUCCUGCCUAUGGUAGCCCUCCCUGA
This is a messenger RNA of Schizophyllum commune H4-8, 150 nucleotides long. RefSeq lists its product as uncharacterized. The transcript has a single exon. The record is from RefSeq and is a predicted model, not a curated record. The annotation marks the transcript as partial. NCBI's taxonomy places the organism in Eukaryota, Fungi, Basidiomycota, Agaricomycetes, Agaricales, Schizophyllaceae.